This is a messenger RNA of Pundamilia nyererei, 1689 nucleotides long. It is a transcript of the gene sh2d5, whose product is annotated as SH2 domain containing 5. NCBI's taxonomy places the organism in Eukaryota, Metazoa, Chordata, Actinopteri, Cichliformes, Cichlidae. Gene Ontology annotation, cellular component: postsynaptic density. The record is from RefSeq and is a predicted model, not a curated record. Bases 238 to 1416 code for a protein of 392 amino acids. The transcript is spliced from 10 exons.
UCUUGGUGACGCCUCCAGUUAUUUCUCGCAGGUUUUACCCAGUGGACUUUCAGUGCACAGCUUUUAACUAUAAAUUAAUAUAGUGUAAUUUUAAAAUACUUUUAUUGACACAUACUGUUAUUUUUGGUUUUGCUGCGUGAGCUUGAAUUCUUGCGCGCUGUGUGGGAAUGUCAGGCGGAGUGGACAGAAACCGCUUCAGGGGGAGGGUGAUGUGAUUCAUUGAGCCAUUCCGGCACGAUGGGUGAGGCACCGGUCAGAGAAGAUAGUACAGUGACACGAUCAGCAGAGUAUGUAGGCUCAUUUCCUGUGGAUGACAACUGUUUGGAUGACCAGAUUAAGCAGCUGCACACACAGUUGAAGUCCCUUAAAGCAUACAAGACAAGACGGCCAGUGUCCCUAAAGUUUUCCAUUAAAGGUGUGAAAAUGUAUAAUGAGGAUGAAACGAUCCUCCUGAUGGCCCACGCUCUGCGGAGAAUCUCUCUUUCCACGGCCCGACCCGUCGAUUCACAGUUUGCCUUUGUCGCGCAUAACCCAGGCUGCCCAGACACCCAGCUCUACUGCCAUGUCUUUAAAGCAAGGCACGCCAGAGCAGCCCAGUUCCUGAACCUGCUGCUGUGCCGCUGCUUCCAGCUGUCGUACUUGGAGAAGCAUCCAGAAGAGGCCCAGAUAGACUCUGCUGGCUCACUGCCUCAUCGCAAGCCUUCACUGCUCAAUCACGGCUUUCCUCUUAGUGUCAGCGCCCUGGUUUCAUUCAGAAGAGCUCCUUUUGGUGGAUUAUUACCUGGCACUAAGAAAACUCCAAAGUCUUCAGAUGACCAACAAAGCAGCCAAGAUGAGGUCUUUCCCAUCUCCUCUCCCUCCCUGAUGCGCAAGAAAGUCAUACGCACCAAAGUGCUGCGCUCUGGUGCUUACCGCUCCUUCACUUUCACGCCACGCAAACAGCGCACCAUUCAGGAUCAACUGAGUGUAACUCAAGAAAAGGAUCUAGACAAGUUGCCAGCGAGGCGAUCCCGGGCUCCAAGCUUGUCUGAAACAGAAGAGGCACUAGCUCAGGCAGUGUGGUGUUGGGCUGGUAUCGCAACUGAGAGCAGCUAUUCACUGCUUGCAGAUGAUGUUCUGGGAUCCUACCUUUUGUGCCAACAUCCAAAAAACCCUAAAUGUGGCUCUCUAAUCAUUCGCUUCUCCUCUGGCCCGAUCACCCACCUUAUUGAAAACACCCGUAAAGGGAAAUUCGUGCUCGAGAAAUGCAAGACUGAAUUCAAUUCCAUGGCUGAGCUGAUUGAGCACUACACAGAGACUGAGGACGAGCUGCCAUGUCUGCUGAGCUAUGCUCGGGUGAACCACUGCUAUGAGUGGGAGGAAAACGUCAGCAAACAGCAGCCUGUAAAGCUUCAGCCCAAACGAAGCCGAAAUUAAAAGUACCCACAGAAACGAAUGGAUGUAAACCCUGGACACUGGAACAUGUGGACUGCCAACCUCAGAGGGCACAAAAUAAGCGACACUGAUCAUUUCUUUUGCACAUUUAUCUUUUAUCUGUGUUUUGGUGCGGGAAGGUUUAACUGUAAAACAAAGUCACUGUUUAAUAGUGUUGGCACUUACUGUGAACAGUAUCCAUUUCCUAAGAGGGUACUUGUGUGUUAAAGAUAUUUUGUGGUUUCUGAUUUUAUUAUUUUUAUUUCAACAUAAGCU